This is a messenger RNA of Cuscuta europaea, 1317 nucleotides long. Lineage: Eukaryota; Viridiplantae; Streptophyta; Magnoliopsida; Solanales; Convolvulaceae. The record is from the annotation of a GenBank genome assembly.
AAGCCUGAACUUAAUGGGGUGCAAACGUCAUCAUUUUUGCUGAGCCUUCUGACCUGGAAACAAAAUCUUAUUUCCAGCGAGACGCAACAAGGGAACGACGACAAUGGGGCGAACAACCUGGGCAGCAGUGGCCUCGAUCCGCUGGUCGGCGCUGACCGUAACUCUUGUUGUCUCCUUUCUGAUCCAGCCUUCAACCUCUAUAUAUUGCGACGAAGACGACUGUUACGAUCUCCUUGGAAUCUCUCAAAAUGCCAAUUCCUCUGAAAUUAAAAAGGCGUACUAUAAGCUUUCUCUGAAAUUUCAUCCAGACAAAAAUCCUGAUCCAGAAUCAAGGGCCAAGUUUGUUAAAAUUGCGAAUGCCUAUGAGAUACUGAAAGAUGAAGCUACAAGAGAACAAUAUGACUAUGCUAUUGCCCACCCAGAGGAGAUAUUCUAUAAUACAGCACGAUACUACCAAGCGUACUAUGGCCACAAAACUGAUCCUCGUGCUGUCCUUGUUGGCCUGCUUUUGAUUCUCUCAUUAUUUCAAUAUCUCAAUCAGUGGACAAGGUAUAAUCAGGCUAUUGACAUGGUCAAGAAAACACCAGCUUACAAAAAUAAGCUGCGUGCUUUGGAACUUGAACGCAGUGGAGGUGUUACAAGUAAAAAGAAGAGCAACAAACCUAUGGAUAAGAACAUGGAGGAAGAACUGAGUAAGGAACUCAAUCUGCAGAUAAAAGGAGCUGAAAUACCAUCUAUUUGGGAACUUGUUGGAGUUCGUUUCCUGCUUCUUCCUUACACUAUUGGAAAGCUUCUAUUGUGGCAUGGUUGUUGGUUGUGGAGGUACAAUGUCAAAGGGGCUCCAUACUCUAGGGAAGAUGCUUCUUACUUGACUCGAAGAUCACUUGGUGUUCCUAUUGAUUCAUGGAGAUACAUAGAAGAGUCAGCAAAGGAAGAUCUUAUUCAAAGACGGCUGUGGGAGAAAUCCAACCUUGAGAGCUACCUGGCAGAGUCGCGAAAGGAAUCAAAACGGCGAAGAUAGUUCAUAACAAUUCAACUUGAAAAAUUCUAGGAUGUGAGUAGGUAUUGAUAGUGUAUUUCUCACAUUAAAGGAAAUGAGAUACGUGUAACAUUACUACUUGAUGAAGAUCACGUAACUUCUGCCAGAUCCAUCAGUGGAUUGUCAAUUUGGUGAAGUGUAUCUUUUCCAUGUUGAAUUCAUUUUCUCAACAGAACAUAGAAUGCUGCACUUAUAGAAGUUUUGCCGGGCACCCUUUGUGCUGUGUAUUGUUUGUCACAAAUUUCAAUUUGCUGAACUCUUACCCCUUACUCCGUCAC